UUCCUCGAGCAAUAAGAAUACACUUAUGCGUUCCAGUGCUUCUAACGGUGGUAGCGGAGUUUCUCAUGAUCGGAUUGACUCGGCUAUCGCACUUGUCGAUAAAGUUGAAAAAAAUAACAAUAGAAGAAAGGGAAGAGGUGCUUCGAUUAGAAUACUAGCAGAAGUUUGUUCCCCGGAUAAUUCUCAUGUACUGACAACAGAAUCAUUACCAAUUGAGUCAUCAAAAGGAAAAGAAAAGGAAAAUAUCGUUGAAGAAGUAGAAGAAAACAAUGUUUGUCAUUUUGAUAAAUUGCCUUUGGAAGUGAAAGUAAAGAUUUUCAAGUGUUUGAAUGUGAUCGAGAAAGAAAGAUUAAAUGGACUUCUCUUGUACGCGUUAUAUGUUGAUUGUGGUUACCUGAUACAACUGUUUUAUUUGAUGUCGGUUUGUCGGUCUUGGUAUAGUUUAGCAUUUGAUGGAUCUUUAUGGUCAAAACUUAAUGUAGCGCCAUUCUAUCAGAAAAUUUCGGCCUAUCAACUCGUUGCACUAUGGAAAUCUGCUGGUGGAUUUUUAAGAGAGGUCAACUUUCGAGGAUGUGUACAAUUGAGUUCUUUAAACAUUCGUGAAUUAACGCCGUAUUGUCCCAAUAUUCAGAAACUUGAUAUAUCCGGAUGUCGUAAUAUCGAUUUCGCCGCUAUAGAUUUUCUGUUAUCACAUCUUCAUGACCUUGAAGAAUUAAAUAUUUCAUGCUUGGAUCUGAAAAGUUCACAAAAUUAUUACACUCGGACGCUUGCCAAACAAUGUAAAAAACUAAAAAAGGUUAAUAUGAGUUGGUGUCGUUGCAUGACCGCAAGGGAUGUAGAGACUCUGGUGAAGGGAUGUAAGAAAUUGACGAGCUUGAAGUUGGAUGGACUUGCAAAACUCAACGAAUCUACAUUUGUAUUGAUUGGUGAAUUACGACAUUUGCAAGUUCUCUCACUUGAUUCGUGUCCAACUGUCGAUGAUAAUCUUAUCGCGGCUCUUUUUCAAUCAGGCAGUAGUAAUGAUAAUAGUUCCACAAUAGCAGCAACAAUGACAACCACCACAUAUUCAUUAUCACCACCUCCAAUUACUCAUCUCAAUCUUUCCAAUAAUCCUCACUUGACCGAUAUUGCAUUACAAGAUAUUGCAGAUUUUUGCCCAACACUGACGCAUCUACAACUUCAUGGAUGUCCGGGUUUCACUGAUUCUGGUCUAAUCAAUCUCGCUUCAAAAUGUACAGAACUUCAGGCAAUUGAUUUAGAGGAUUGUAAUACGGCUGUUAAUGACGAUGUGUUGGAAGCAUUUGCAGCACAUCUCGUAAAAUUGCGAAGAAUUUGUCUAAGUUAUUGUGAUCAAAUUACGGACGAAGGUGUUACAAAUCUAUUACAAGUUGAAAUAUUUGAUUGUCGUAAUAUUUCAAUUUCUGCCGUUCGCGAAACUGUACAAAAAGUAUCGGCAGCCGGUGUAUUAUUGAAGUUAAAAGGAUAUUACGCAUGGCAAUCCAGUGGCAAUACACGUAAUCGUGAACAGGAAGGCAAUAACACGGAAGCAGAAGACGAUGAAAAUAGUGGGCGACAUAAUGAAGAAGCUGCAACAAAUAAUAUUCAUCAUUCAUUUUGGGCUCGAAGUAGGAUAUUUAGGCAUCUACGGAAUGUCGAUAUAAUACCAGAUAUGACAAUGAGAUUCCAAUUCCAGGCAGUUUUUAGAGGCGCCGGAUUCCGAGGCGGAAAUUUAGGUGGUCGAAGAAUGAUGGGCCAAUGUGUUAUAUUGUAA
Molecule: messenger RNA, 1771 nt
Organism: Ambispora gerdemannii
Lineage: Eukaryota; Fungi; Glomeromycota; Glomeromycetes; Archaeosporales; Ambisporaceae
Source: the annotation of a GenBank genome assembly